This is a messenger RNA of Lachancea nothofagi CBS 11611, 1497 nucleotides long. Lineage: Eukaryota; Fungi; Ascomycota; Saccharomycetes; Saccharomycetales; Saccharomycetaceae. The record is from the annotation of a GenBank genome assembly.
AUGACUCUGCCACAAUCCUUGGAUUUUUCUCACCUUUACUCUGAUGAGACCAGAGCUCGGAAGUCAUCACCACUAAAAUCAUGUAUUCAUUACUUCCAGGAUCCAAAAAUUGCAUUUCUUGGCGGUGGCCUACCACUAAGCAAAUACUUUCCGUGGGACAGCAUUGUAGCAGAUUCGUCAUUACCUUCACUGACGUAUGGGAUUGAGACUGACCUGCCAAAUACUGGCGCUCGCGAAGAAACCUGCCACGUCCGCCUCGAAAGGAAUGAAAUUACUAAAGGCGGUGAUUUGAAGGACAUUCCACUGUCGCGUGCGCUACAGUACGGAUUUGGAAUGGGCCAGCCAGAGUUUUUAUCAUUUGUCAGGGAGCACACUCAACUUGUUCAUAAAGUGCGAUACUCAGACUGGGACGUCUUGGCCACAACUGGUAAUACUGGUUCUUGGGAAUCAACUCUCAGAAUUUUUUGCAACAAGGGUGACACUAUCUUGGCUGAGCAGUACUCGUUCUCAUCCUCCAUAUAUGCUGCCGAAGCUCAAGGAAUUAAUGUUUUUCCUGUGCCUCUCGAUGAACAUGGCUUGAUUCCGGAAAGACUAGAAGCCAUUCUGGACAACUGGAACCCGAAAACCAAGAAACCUAAACUUUUGUACACUGUUCCCACGGGCCAAAAUCCCACCGGUUCCUCGCUGAGCGAUAACCGUAAAAUUGAGAUUUAUCGCAUUGCUCAAAAGCACGAUUUGCUUAUAUUGGAAGAUGAGCCUUAUUACUUUCUACAAAUGGAUCACUAUCAAAGAGAGGCCACCUCACGGAAAGUCACUCAUUUCAAGUCGCAAUCAGAAUUUUUGGACUCGUUGGCUAAGUCCUUUAUUUCUCUGGACACAGAUGGCCGUGUUAUUAGAAUGGACUCAUUUUCUAAAGUAUUAGCCCCUGGUACUAGGCUGGGCUGGUUAGUCGCGUCCAAGAAAAUACUGAGAGUAUACAAUCAGCUUCACGAAAUGACCAUACAGAAUCCGUCUGGAUUUAGUCAAGCCAUCGUGGCUGGGACCUUAAACCGGUGGGGCCAGGAAGGGUUCCUAGAUUGGUUACUUGGUCUACGCCGUGAAUACAGUGAGAAGCGGGACAUUGCCAUCGACGGCUUGUUCAAACACCUACCAAAAACGCCCAUAUUUCGCAUAAAUCCCCCAACAGCUGGUAUGUUUUUUACCAUCACCAUUGAUGCAUCUGCUCAUCCAGACUUCUUGACCAAGUACUCUUCGAAACCCGAACUUGUCGAGCUAGCUAUCUAUGAAAAAACCAUCGAAAAUGGCGUUCUUGUCAUUCCAGGUAGUUGGUUUAAAGUAAGCGGUAACACUGAACCUCCACAACCUUCUGAACACAAAAAGGGGUCGAAUUCCAAUGAAAUCUUUUUUAGAGGAACCUUUGCGGCUGUUGAUUCAGACACACUAAAAAACGGUGUUCAAAGGCUUGGUGAGACCUUGAAACAAGAAUUUCAACUGUAA